CAGAGAAGAAGGAGAAGGGGCAGACAUCCCGGCUGAAAUCGUUUUCCGGGUUUAUGGAUAUGUAAACUCCUGAAUGUUUAAACUGUUAGAGCGCUGCCAGGACGCUGCUAGAGAAGAUGCUGCUGGUUUUGUCUGAAGACCAUAAAGAACACCUCUCCUUCUUGCCGAAGGUCGACACUGCAGUGGUUGGUGAGUUUGGUCGCAUAGCGCUGGAGUUCCUAAAGAAAGGGACCACCCCCAAGAUCUAUGAGGGAGCAGCUAGGAAGCUGUGUGUUCCUGUGGAAAUGGUGCAGCAUGGAGUGGAAGGCCUGAUGUAUCUGAUGACAGAGAGCUCCAAACACAUGAUCUCUGAAGUGGAUUUCCUGGACUCAGUGUUGAUCUUGGGGUUUGUUGAAGAGCUUAAUCAGAUCCUUCUACAGCUCUACCUGCAGCACCAAAGUCAGAUCCGCAGUGUCCUAAGUUUGCUGCCCUCCAAUCUGCCUGCCUACCACAAUGUGGAAUGGAGACUGGAUGUUCAGUUGGCAAGUCGUUCAGUCCGUCAGCAGGCCAUUCCCAUGCUGUCGCUGCGGCUGCUUCUGAUGACAGGUUGUGACCACAGCAGCAGGGCGCUUCAGACAGACCCCAGCACCCUCCUGCAUCUCAUCUCCACGUUGGAGGCUGCUCUUGCUGCCAUGAAAACCAGUCACACUCGCCGCAUAUUACGCAACAUCAAAUAACUCCCCUUCCCCUGGUCUCUUUCUGUGUAAUGUGGCAGGAUAUGCACAUAACAGCCUUUUAUACCUGGAACACAUUAAGCAGACUCUCUGUAACCUUCAGUGCAGUGUUGAAUGUUUAUUUUGGUUUGGCUGUUGAACUAAGUUUUUACCUAUCUGAAUAGUAAGUGAUCACCUCUUUAUUACUCUUGAUUCACGAUAUGUGCCAAACAGUAUUAACUGUAUUGUGUGUAAGUUUCUAUAGUCCUGAUAUUGAAUUAAAGUGUAAGGCAGAGAUGAAAAUAAUGUAAAGACUGAAAGACCCUGACUUCACUUCAGUUCAGUUAUAUUUAUAUAGCACCAAAUAACAACAAAAGUUAUCUCAAGGCACUUUUCACAUAGAGCAGGUCUAGACCGUGGUCUUUUUUUUUUUUAAGAGGUACAUCUGUCUCAACAGAACAUUAACAUGCUGUUUAAAAGUAAGCAGAGGAGGGACAGUCAUUGCUGUUGCUUCUGAGCCAUGAUUUGUAAGGACACAUCAAGCUUAGUGAAAACUGCACAAUUGAAGACAGAUUUUUGCCUGUGUUUGUCCUACUCAUUGGACAGCUAUUGCAUUUUAUGCUUUCCUGCAAUUUUAAAUCAGUAACAACAAUGAAAAGUGAUCAUACUUUCUAAAAUGUUGUGCUGAAACAAAAAAAUUGAAUGCAUAUAAGUCAGAUAAUUAGUUAAAUUCAAUAUGUUCCUCAGUAAUAAGUGCUGUUAAAAUCAGGUGGUCUUAACCCAUUUUAGUUGCUGGACACUGUUUUAAACAAAUGUUACUCCAACAAGAGGCAUUAGUGGCAGAAUAAUCUGCAUUUGGUGCUCUAGGGAGUGUUUCUGGGAGCAUGGCAGUGUGUGAGAUUUAAUCAAAAUGUAUGUCUGUGACGUGUUUGUGUGUAAUGAAGGUACAUGUCAUCCAUUGCAACAGCGUGGCUUAUGUUUUUAUCAGUUUUUUUUAGCUUUAUAACACAGAGGAAUGAGAUAUAUCAGAUUUUGAUAUACACACAGUAAUUACAGAAAAUUAAUUUUUGGUUUAGUUCUUUUCAUGCAAUGAUAUGUAAAAAUGUAGAAAAUAAAAAGGUAAUUUGACAAUAAGAAACAAAAAUACAGAGUACUUCUUACAAAUCAU
Messenger RNA from Scomber japonicus (chub mackerel), 1860 nucleotides. It is a transcript of the gene commd2, whose product is annotated as COMM domain containing 2. Bases 117 to 716 code for a protein of 199 amino acids. Lineage: Eukaryota; Metazoa; Chordata; Actinopteri; Scombriformes; Scombridae. The transcript has 6 exons. The record is from RefSeq and is a predicted model, not a curated record.